AUUGCAAAAGAAAAAUUCAAAAAUUUCAUAGCACGCAUAGAAAUUUCCAACAAUGUCGAUAAACUACCCAUUUGCACAUUUUCUUCCACUACUCUCCAAAAAAUUUUAAAGAGUCUUACCAAAUUCAACUUCACUAGAUCAAGCUUGCAAGUUUCACCCAUGGAUUCUUUUUCUUUUGUCUUCCUCUGUCACAAUAAUAUCACAUAAAUACUCUCUGCUAGGGCUUCUCUUUUAUAGCAUCUUCCUGCAGCACUAGAGAUGAAGCCAAGCAUGUCCUUGAAGACUCAGAACUUGGCCUUGUUGCUUCUUUUUGUUAUUGCCAAUUUCUUGAGCUAUUAUCAUUGUGAGGCAGCAGAUGAAGAUAGUUCUAAACUUGGAGCUUCUUUUAUCUUUGGUGAUUCUCUAGUUGAUGCUGGAAAUAAUAACUAUUUACCAACUCUUUCUAGGGCAAAUAUCCCUCCUAAUGGGAUUGAUUUUAAAUCCUCCGGCGGAAACCCUACCGGUCGAUACACUAAUGGGAGAACCAUUGGUGAUAUUGUAGGGGAAGAACUAGGGCAACCAAACUAUGCUAUCCCAUUUCUAGCCCCAAAUGCCACAGGAAAAGCUAUAUUGUAUGGUGUAAAUUAUGCUUCAGGAGGAGGAGGGAUUUUGAAUGCAACUGGAAGAAUAUUUGUUAAUAGGCUUGGAAUGGAUAUUCAGAUAGACUAUUUCAACAUUACUAGAAAAGAGUUUGACAAAUUGUUGGGUCCAUCAAAGGCAAGAGACUAUAUUAUGAAGCAAUCCAUUUUCUCUAUCACCGUUGGAGCAAAUGAUUUCCUAAACAAUUAUCUACUUCCAGUUCUCUCUGUUGGAGCAAGAAUUACUCAAAGUCCUGAUGCAUUCAUUGAUGAUAUGCUCAAUCACUUAAGAGGUCAACUUACUAGACUAUAUCAAUUGGAUGCUAGAAAAUUUGUUAUUGGAAACGUGGGACCGAUAGGCUGCAUACCUUAUCAAAAGACUAUAAAUCAACUGAAGGAGAAUGAAUGUGUGGGAUUGGCUAAUAAGUUGGCAGUUCAGUACAAUGGCAGAUUGAAGGAUUUGCUUGCUGAAUUAAACGAUAAUCUUCCUGGAGCUACGUUUUUGCAUGCCAAUGUCUUUGAUCUUGUCAUGGAACUCAUCACAAAUUAUGACAAAUAUGGAUUUACAACAGCAACCAGAGCUUGCUGUGGAAAUGGAGGGCAAUUUGCAGGGAUAAUUCCAUGUGGACCUACUUCAAGUAUGUGCCAAGAUCGGUCCAAGCAUGUGUUCUGGGAUCCUUACCAUCCCAGUGAGGCUGCAAACCUUCUACUUGCCAAGCAACUGCUGGAUGGAGAUAAAAGAUACAUAUCUCCUGUGAAUCUUAGGCAACUCAGAGACCUUUGAUAUUAUAAAUUUCUUGAAUUCUGUUUCUUUGUGUGAACAGUUAUCCAACUUCUUCUUCUUCUUCUAUUAUAUCAACAGCUAGGGUUUUGCUCUAA
This is a messenger RNA of Hevea brasiliensis (rubber tree), 1496 nucleotides long. RefSeq names its product GDSL esterase/lipase At2g23540. The transcript is spliced from 5 exons. The record is from RefSeq and is a predicted model, not a curated record. Lineage: Eukaryota; Viridiplantae; Streptophyta; Magnoliopsida; Malpighiales; Euphorbiaceae. Gene Ontology annotation, molecular function: hydrolase activity, acting on ester bonds. The coding region runs from base 259 to 1401 and encodes 380 amino acids.